AUGGCGCCCGGUGAUGAGGCUCCUAAGAACGAGGGCACUCCCACGGAGCAGGCCAACCCCACCCCUGCGGCCGAGGCUGCUGCCCCGAGCGAACCCAGUGCCGCAGGCGACGGCGCCGACAAGAACUUGCAGCAGCAACAGCAGCAGCAGCAGCGCCGCGACGCCAGACAGGAUGGCAAGAAGCGCGGAGACUUGGGGCGAAACGAACGAAAGCGCCAGCAAAAGGCCGACGGCAAGGCCAAGAAGCAGGACGACUGGCGCGAGUUUAAGCGGCGAAAGGUGAAUUCCAAGGGCGAGUCGGUCGAGGGCGACAGCACCAAGAACCCCUUCUCCCGCGAGGAGAUUGCCGCCGAGGAGCGCCGUCCCAAGCGCAAGGUGGCCGUCAUGAUCGGCUACGCGGGCACCGGCUACCGGGGCAUGCAGGUCAACGGCGACGAGCCGACCAUUGAGCGGGACCUGUUCCAGGCCUUUGUUGACGCCGGCGCCAUCUCAAAGGCCAACGCAGACGACCCCCGCAAGUCGAGCCUCGCCCGCUGCGCCCGCACCGACAAGGGCGUGCACGCCGCCGGCAACGUCAUCAGCCUCAAGCUCAUCAUCGAGGACGACGACGUCGUCGACAAGAUCAACGCCCGCCUGCCCGAGCAGAUCCGCGUCUGGGGCAUCCAGCGCACAAACAACAGCUUCAACUGCUACCAGUACUGCGACUCGCGCUGGUACGAGUAUCUCAUGCCCAGCUACUGCCUGCUCCCGCCCCACCCGCAGUCGUACCUGGGCAAGAAGCUGGUCGAGCUGGCCAAGGAGCACGGGGCCGAGGACGAGCUGAAGGAGUGCGCGGCCGACGUCGGCGACUUUUGGACCGGCGUCGAGGAGAAGGAGGUCAAGCCCAUCCUGGCGGCGCUGGAUCCCGACGUCAGGGCCGCCGUUCUCGAGCGCGUCCACGUCUCCGAUCUCGAGGAGGGCGGGGCCGAGGGCGCGGAAAAGGGCCCCCCCGGCGACGCGACUGAAAAGGCGCAGGCCGGCACGGAACAAGGGGCCAAGGCGACGCUCAAGACGGUCAAGCCCAAGAGCCGGGAGCUCGGCCCCAUCGACUUUGCCCUGCGCGACAUCAAGGCGGCCUACAUCUCGGCCAAGCGGCGGUAUCGCAUCGGUCCCUCGCGGCUGCAGAGGCUGCAGGCGGCGCUGGACCGGUACGUCGGCAGCAACAACUUCCAUAACUACACGGUGCAAAAGGCGUUUGGCGACGCAUCAGCCAAGCGGCACAUCAAGUCGUUUGUCGUGGACCCGACCCCCGUGCUCAUCGGCGGCACCGAGUGGCUCUCGCUCAAGGUGCACGGGCAGAGCUUCAUGAUGCACCAGAUCCGCAAGAUGGUGGGCAUGGCCAGCCUGAUAGUGCGGUGCGGGACGCCGCUCGAGCGCGUCAACGAGAGCUACGCCGCGCGCAAGAUUGCCAUCCCAAAGGCGCCCGGGCUGGGGCUGCUGCUGGAGCGGCCCGUGUUUGAGAGUUACAACCGCCGCGCCCGCGACUCGCUCGGCCGGCCGGUGAUUGACUUUGACAACUACGACGACAAGCUGCGGGCUUUCAAGGACAAGCACGUGUACGCGCGCAUUUUCGACGUUGAGGAAAAGGAGAACACGUUCCACGCAUUCUUCAACCAGAUCGACCAGUUCAAGUCGAACCACUUCCUGUGGCUCACGGCCGGUGGGCUGGGCGUGGCCGAGAUAUUAAAGGGCGCGGGCGGCAAGAUGCAAGAGGACGUGGAUAAGCAGCUCGGCGACGAGGACGAGGAUCCCGAGGGCGGCGAGGGGUAG
Hirsutella rhossiliensis is the source of this 1809-nucleotide messenger RNA. RefSeq names its product tRNA pseudouridine synthase domain-containing protein. Gene Ontology annotation, cellular component: nucleus. Gene Ontology annotation, molecular function: pseudouridine synthase activity; RNA binding. Lineage: Eukaryota; Fungi; Ascomycota; Sordariomycetes; Hypocreales; Ophiocordycipitaceae. Gene Ontology annotation, biological process: mRNA pseudouridine synthesis; tRNA pseudouridine synthesis. The record is from RefSeq and is a predicted model, not a curated record. The transcript has 3 exons. Bases 1 to 1809 code for a protein of 602 amino acids.